Molecule: messenger RNA, 3522 nt
Organism: Conger conger (European conger)
Lineage: Eukaryota; Metazoa; Chordata; Actinopteri; Anguilliformes; Congridae
Product: 1-phosphatidylinositol 4,5-bisphosphate phosphodiesterase eta-2-like
Exons: 20
Coding region: 1-3522 (1173 amino acids)
Biological process (GO): lipid metabolic process; phosphatidylinositol-mediated signaling
Molecular function (GO): calcium ion binding; phosphatidylinositol-4,5-bisphosphate phospholipase C activity
Source: RefSeq, a predicted model, not a curated record
AUGGGGCAGACCACCCCCGAAAGGCGGUCCUCCUCCCCGUUCAGGUCUCCUACUCCAGUGCUGAUGACGUCUCCGAAACUCUGGCAGAAGUCGGCAGUGUCCCUGCUUGCGGAGGAGUUUUUCUGGAUUGGCGGCAGCAUUGUUGCCACACCUAAAUGGAGAAUGGGGCAAAUGGUGGAGAGGUGCAUCCUCUCCAUGCAGGCUGGCACUCGGAUGGUGAAGCUCCGCGGCUCCUCCAGGUGUCUCUCGCGCUACUAUUACCUGGACGAACACAAGUCCUGUGUCCGCUGGCGGCCCUCCAGGAAGCAUGAGAGGGCAAAGAUUACGAUAGAUUCUAUCCGUGAAGUUUGUGAGGGCAAGCAGUCGGAGAUCUUCCAGCGCUACGCAGACCGCAACUUUGACCCCAACCGCUGCUUCACCAUCUACUACGGCGCCCACAUGCAGUCGCUGGACCUAGUAACCGGCACCGGGGAGGAGGCCCGCACCUGGAUUACUGGCCUCAAGUACCUGAUGGCCGGCAUUAGUGAUGAGGACAGCCUGGCUAAGAGACAGCGCACUCGAGACCAGUGGCUGAAGCAGACAUUCACAGAGGCAGACAAAAAUGGUGAUGGCUGUCUGAGUAUUGGAGAAGUCCUUCAGCUUCUCCACAAGCUGAACGUGAACCUUCCCAGACAGAGAGUCAAGCAGAUGUUCAAGGAAGCUGACACAGAUGACAACCAAGGCACACUGGCUUUCGAGGAGUUCUGCACCUUCUACAAAACCAUGUCCACACGCCGUGAUCUGUACCUUCUUAUGCUCACUUAUAGCAACCACAAGGACUACAUGGACACAGACGACCUGAUCCGCUUCCUUAAGAUCGAACAGAAGAUGAUCCAUGUGACAAGAGAGCAUUGCCUGGAAAUUGUGAGCAAGUUUGAGCCGUGUCCUGAAAACCAGGAUCUGCAGGUCAUUGGCAUUGAUGGCUUUACCAACUACAUGCGGGGUCCUGCUGGAGACAUCUUCAACCCGGAGCAUUACGAGGUGAAUCAGGAUAUGACCCAGCCUCUCACCAACUACUUCAUCAAUUCCUCUCACAACACCUACCUGACGGGCGAUCAGCUGCUGUCCCAAUCCAGGGUGGAUAUGUACGCUUAUGUACUGCAGGCUGGCUGCCGCUGUGUGGAAGUUGACUGCUGGGAUGGUCAGGAUGGAGAGCCAAUCGUACGCCAUGGCUAUACACUGACUUCAAAAAUUUUCUUCAAAGAUGUCAUAGAAACAAUCAACAAAUAUGCAUUUUCCAAAAGCCAAUACCCUGUGAUUCUGUCUAUUGAGAACCAUUGCACAGUGCCACAACAGAAGAAGAUGGCUCAGUAUCUGCUGGAAGUGCUUGAAGACAAGCUGGAUCUGUCCUCCAUAAAUAUGAAUGAAUGCAGACGUCUGCCCUCCCCAGAGAUGCUAAAAGGGAAAAUCCUGGUUAAGGGGAAGAAGCUCCCUGCGAACAUUGAUGUGAAUGCGGAGGAAGGGGAUGUGUCUGAUGAAGACAGUGGUGAAGAGACUGAAGAUGAAAACAAGGCGACGAGUGCAAAUUGUAAGCGUGAGGAUGGCACUGACAGCCCGAACGAGGCCAACCCCGGCACCAACAAGCACCUGAACAGAUCCCUCAUGGGGAGCUUCAAACGCAAGAGAAGGCGAGUGAAACUGAAGAAGGGAUCCAGCCUUGAGGACACUGACACGGAUCAGGAGAGCUCCUCUGCUGCCCCCAGAGUAGCUGUGGUGCAUUACAGGAGGAGGAGGACCAUGAGGCUUGCUCGAGCUCUCUCUGACCUGGUCAAGUACACUAAAUCUGUUCGUGUCCAUGACAUUGAGACACAAGCGGCAACAUGCAGCUGGCAGGUAUCAUCACUCAGUGAGACCAAGGUCAAUCAGAUCAUGCAACUGAAGCCAGCUCAAUUUGUUCGCUUCAACCAGAGGCAACUUCUGCGUGUCUACCCUUCUUCCUACCGCGUGGACUCCAGCAACUACAACCCCCAGCCUUUCUGGAACUCUGGCUGCCAUCUGGUUGCCUUAAACUACCAAUCAGAAGGCCGGGUUCUGCAGCUCAACCGAGCCAAAUUCUCCAGCAAUGGCAACUGUGGGUACAUUCUGAAACCCAAGUGCAUGUGUAAAGGUGCCUUUAACCCCAUGUUGGAGGACUCGUGGCCUGUCCAGGGGAAGACACAAUUGGUACUGAAGAUAAUCAGUGGCCAGCAGCUGCCUAAGCCAAAAGGCUCCAUGCUGGGUGAUCGAGGAGAGAUCAUUGAUCCCUAUGUGGAGGUGGAGAUUAUCGGCAUUCCGGUUGACUGCUGCAAGGACCAGACACGGGUUGUGGAUGACAAUGGAUUCAAUCCCAUGUGGGAGGAAACUCUGGUCUUCACCGUCCACAUGCCCCAGAUUGCGCUGGUGCGCUUCCUGGUGUGGGAUCAUGACCCCAUUGGCCGAGACUUCAUUGGACAGAGGACCAUCGCCUUCACUAGCAUGCUGCCAGGUUAUCGCCAUGUGCAUUUGGAAGGUAUGGAAGAAGCUUCGGUUUUUGUUCAUGUUGCUGUGAAUGACAUCACUGGUAAGGUGAAACCUACCGGCGGAAUAAAAAGCAUGUUUCACCGGAACCAUAAUCAGGGCACUUUGGACAGCAACACGUUGAAGCGUAAGCCUACUUUCCGGGAAAAGUUCCUGCACAGAACAGCGAGCACCCCCGCCAAGAGCCGGCGCAGAGGCAGGAGGCGGGGCCGCAAGCCCCCUAUGGAGGAGAGCUCGGAGUCGGAGCCUGAGCUGGCUGGAGGCCGGCCUGACUCCACCGGGGACCUGCAUGAUGGACGGAUCCCAGGCCGGCUGGUGCAGAGCGAGCCACUGAAACGGGCAAACAGGGUGCAGAUCCAGGAGCCAGCGGAGAAAGGGCAGGGUCUCUUCACCCGCCUGUCCAACCACAGCCCCAGAAGGGCCAGUGCGGCCUCUGGCUGCAUCCAGUGGGCGGUCGGCUGCAAAGGGAGUCCCAGCCAAGAGUUCCGGACACCGCACGACCCGGCACCCAGCCGGUGGGACAGAGUGACAUCCGAGCCGGAACCCCGUCCAGAAUCUGACAACUGUCCCCCGUCUGAGGACCGACCCCGGCCCAAACCGCUGCCCUCCCCCCGGGCCAGACGGAGCCUGGACGCCCGGCGCAGCAAACACACCGGCGACGCCCGAACCACGUGGUCCUGCAGCGUUCCCCGGAGGAGGCCCUCCUCCCCUGCUCCUCCGGUCCCAGACUGGCCGAGGCCUGGGGGCGCAGGCGUGGGCCGGAGACUGGCGAAGGCGGCGUCUGUCUCUCAGACCCCGUCUGACAGCGACUCCAGCAGUGCGGACAGCUCGGACAGCCUGGACAGCAUCGGGUUUCUGCCGUCGCGCUGGCCUGACGACAGACGCCCGGCAGUGGGCACACUGCAGCGAGAGAUGAGCGCCCUCUUUGAUCAGAAGAUGGAUGAAAUCCGCAGUAAAUCUCCCAUAUUCUUCACUAGGAAGAGCUGA